Molecule: messenger RNA, 2077 nt
Organism: Centropristis striata (black sea bass)
Lineage: Eukaryota; Metazoa; Chordata; Actinopteri; Perciformes; Serranidae
Gene: rundc3aa
Product: RUN domain containing 3Aa
Exons: 11
Coding region: 71-1384 (437 amino acids)
Cellular component (GO): cytosol
Source: RefSeq, a predicted model, not a curated record
CACAGGGCCCGCGGAGGGAGGGGUCCUGGCCUGGGCACGGAUCCCGAAAAGGCCCCGGGGCCGCGGCUGGAUGGAGUCGGGCUGCAUUCACACAGCAAUGGCUAUGGGUCUGACAUCGAAAAAGGCGUCUACUCGGAGCGUCGGUGUGGAGCGAAAAAACCUCAUCACGGUUUGCAGAUUCUCUGUAAAGACUCUCCUAGAAAAGUACACAGCAGAGCCCAUAGAUGACUCAUCCGAGGAGUUUAUUAACUUUGCUGCCAUUUUAGAGCACAUCCUCAGCCACCGCUUCAAAGGUAACACUGCAGGUUCAGGAAGCUGGUUCAGCUCAGAUGGACAGCGCAGUUUCUGGGAGUAUAUCCGGCUGGCGUGCAGCAAGGUGCAGAACAACUGCAUCGCCAGCAUCGAAAACAUAGAGAACAUCAGCACAUCUCGAGCCAAGGGGCGUGCAUGGAUUCGAGUGGCGCUGAUGGAGAAACGUCUGUCUGAAUAUGUGUCCACUGCUCUGAGGGACACAAGAACAACCAGGAGGUUCUAUGAUGAUGGAGCCAUUAUGCUGAGAGAGGAGGCUCAGGUCCUGACCGGCAUGCUGAUCGGACUGAGUGCUAUUGACUUCAGUUUUUGCUUGAAGGGAGAGACGCUGGAUGGGAAAUCCCCAGCUGUGGUCGACUACACGCCGUACCUGAAGUUCACCCAGAGCUACGACUACCUGAGCGAUGAGGAGGACCGCCGCAGCGUGGACAGCAGCAACAGUGAGGAGAGCGUCCCCGAGCAUCCCUACAUCCCUCUGGUGACAGACGAGGAGAGCUGGAGCAAUAAGUGUCGCAAGAUGGAGCAGAGGUUUAAGAUCGUCUAUGCCCAGAAGGGGUACCUGGAGGAGCUGGUGCGCCUGCGGGAGUCGCAGCUGAAGAACGUGGAGACGGAGAACAAGCGGCUGAGAGCCAAGGUGGAGGAGCUGAUGGUCCAGAACCAGCAGGAGAAGAAGGAGCUGGAGGCGGUGGUGCUGGAGCUGCAGGCACAACUCUCUGCCCUCAUGCCCUGUGAUUCCUCCCACCUGGCUAAAGAUCUUUCUAUCCCGCUGGUCAAACAGUGGUCCACCAUCACAAACAACCAGGGUGACGUCAAGCUUUUCCGCAGAAGGAGUUUCCACAGUUUGGAGCAACUUUCUGCUGAAGUCAGUCUGAACUCAGACUCCCAGAGGGCUGAUGGGAGACAGAACGGAGACGCUGCUUGGACUUCAGCAGGAAAAGACAACACUCCCUCCAUGCUGGGUCUGUGCGGCUCUCUGGCCUCUCUACCGAGCUCCAAGUCGCUGGCCAGCCUCAAGUCCAGCGAGUGUUUGGUCAACAUCAGCACUGAACCCAGCCCUGCGCUCACUCCCAGCUAGGAGCUCCAGACCAACAGAGAUCUAACCCCCCCAGCCCGUCUGCCUGGUGAUGCUGCGUUGACCAUAAAAAACCCGACCAAAACCCCGCUCCCACCGAGACCAUCGACAGAUGGAGAAAACAGGAAAGUCAUGACACCAUCUCUGGAUUUUUGUACACAUAAGAGUCAUCAUGAAGCUGAAAGGAUCCAUCCCCUUUGGUUGUCCUUGCCUUAUCCGCUCGACUUCUCUCGCAUUGUCCCACAAACACUUUGUACUAUCUGUGAAUCCAUCCAACAUCAUGCCAAUCCUCUGCAAACACCUUUUUUCCCAUAGCAUUCCAUCUUGCUCCUUAUUUAUCAGUAUUCUUCCCCAUGGCAUCAUCCUCUGUGUGUUUGUGUGCCUGUUUUAUUGUCAAAAUGUAACCAAAACAACACUUGCAGCUCUUUGGAUGCAGCCACUUUGCAAAGAGAGAUGUGACGAUCCUUUUAAGAGAUUCAGAUUAUCUGUAGGAAGUAGAGGAUGUGUUUUCAGACACUGAUGUACAGAGAAGUAUGUUUUCGGUGUGACUGAAUUGUAUCUGGGGUCGGCCGCCCCUGAACGCGCAUAUCAUUCCUGCUUGAGUAAUCAAACACUGUUCAAAUCUGUGCAGCUAUUUAUCUAAGAAAUCUUAAGUUACCACAUCCAUUAAUUUAUCUGAUUUUAUCCAAUACAGCA